Macrosteles quadrilineatus (aster leafhopper) is the source of this 2770-nucleotide messenger RNA. RefSeq lists its product as uncharacterized. Gene Ontology annotation, biological process: signal transduction. The coding region runs from base 1 to 2661 and encodes 886 amino acids. NCBI's taxonomy places the organism in Eukaryota, Metazoa, Arthropoda, Insecta, Hemiptera, Cicadellidae. The record is from RefSeq and is a predicted model, not a curated record. The transcript has 15 exons.
AUGGCGUUCAGGGACAAGACUCUGUUGGGGCUACAUCGCCGCAAGUUUCAAAAUUUAGAUAAGCGUGUGUGCAAAAACACUCGAUCAGUUUGUGAACUACAAGCGAGUUUGAAGGUGGUGAAUGUUUUGUUAGCCAGUGUGGUGUUGUUUCAAGUGGUAGUGCUGGUUUACGUAGGGUACAAAGAAGGUGGGGAGGGGGAAGUUAAAGUGAGGACAAAACGCGAGAGUGCCGUAGCAGAAAACGUCCUGCACAGCCAAGGAUCUCAAGAUGUCAACGUGGAGUUCGUCAAUCCGAAGCUGCGCUCUGAAUUUGAGGAAAAAGAGAAACAAAACAAAACAGAGGCAGCCUCCAACCCGUGGCUCUGGUUGACUUCUUACUCUAGAGUUCCGAUGGUCGCAAUAGAAGGGUUUUGUCGAGCUGCUAAAGACUACUGUCCCCCUGGGGCCCCUGGCACUCCGGGCCCUGUGGGGCCCCCUGGCCCUAGAGGAGAUCCUGGUCAUAGAGGGGAGAAGGGUGAGAGGGGUACGACAGGGGAGACGGGCCCUCGAGGACAUCCUGGGGACAAGGGUCCGCAGGGGCCCCCAGGACUAAGGGGCCCACCUGGCUCUGCAGGUUCCGCAGGUUUGGACGGGAGGGAUGGAAUACCAGGAGAACCUGGAUUAGAUGGGAUACCCGGAAGGAAUGGUCUGGAUGGUGUUCCUGGAACAAACGGUCUUCCAGGAAGAAAUGGCACUGAUGGAAUUCCAGGAGCUCAUGGAUACAAUGGAACUAAAGGUGAAAGAGGACUUCCUGGUCCUACGGGGCCCCAGGGGCCGAGAGGUAUAGCAGGUCCUAGAGGAAGAAGUGGGAAGCCUGGAUUGCCUGGGAACCACGGAAUCCCAGGAGUGAGCACUUACCAAGUGAAUAUCAACGGAACAAAGUCAUCUCAGCUGUUGAUACCUCCAGCUAUUGUUGGCCCUGAGACUCCUGGUCCAGUAUCUGCCUACGAGGGUGACAACGUGAGGCUGGGGUGUAUAGUGACUGGCAAUCCCACCCCUAUGGUGCAAUGGCGGAGAAUCGAUGCAUCUACAAUAGAACUCGGAGCAUGGAAAGAUUCGUCAAUAGUUGGUCAGAUACUUAACAUCACGAGGAUUCGAAGGGAUCAAAUGGGAACUUACAUGUGUGUGGCGGAAAAUGGCAUUCCUCCACCUAAAAACCAAACCUUCAAUGUAGAAGUCAAAUUUGUACCAAUGAUAAAGGUCGGAAACCAGCACUUACGAGCAGUCGUAGGGCAGAACGCAAGUCUAAUAUGUGAAAUUGAAGCUUUCCCAGAAGCAUUGAGGUAUUGGAAGAAAGACAACGUACAGCUGUUGGAAACUGACACCAAGUACACUAUGACUAUCAUGGAAAGCUCCAUUAGAUACAAGUCCAAAAUGGAACUGUUAAUUAACAAUGUUGAGCUGUCUGAUUUCGGACAGUAUCAAUGUGUGGCUAAGAAUGAAAUUGGGAAAACUGCCGGGAAAUUCCAGCUUGAAGAGAUGGACAGAAACUUGGCUCGGCCUCCUAGCUACGAUCUGGACACAGACACGGGGGCGACAUUCGGACCCGAACCUCCUGAAAAGGUUGAUUUGAAAGAUCUUUGCCCUCCAGCUCCCAUCUGUCAGACAUGCCCAGACCCUAAACAGUACAGCAAGAGCUGUAAGUCGGGAUUGUACAGCGUACAUGAGCUGCUGGGUUACAAGGAGUUGGAUGUUCGUCCGCUGCACAGCGCAACAACUUACCCCGGUCUCAAGAACAGGGAUCUCAACUGUUUGGUGUAUGCGGUGGGCAAGCCAGUGUACCACAGGUUCACAGACGCAACGUACGGGUCGUGGAUGAGAGACCCGGGUCCCACCCAGCCGGAGUUUACAGACGACACCAUCUGGACCACUGACGAGGCUGACCCCAACCAUCUGUACGAGUUCUCCAACAAGACUACGUUCCGCCAGAACAAAUCAGCCCGCAAAUACGAACUCAUGCACCCAUUCACGGGUAGUGCUCAUGUUGUGUUCAACGGAACGUUUUACUACUGUUCGAUCAAACAGAUCAAUGAAGUGAGCAAACCAGUCAUCGUGAGGUACGAGCUGAACAGUCGGAUAUCUCACAUUAACGACCAAGUGCCGUACACUGUGAUCAGUAACCUGACGAAGCUGUACAAUGAACAACACAAUUACAUGGACUUUGCCGUAGACGAUAACGGACUCUGGGUGAUUUACGGACUGGAGGACUCAAACAACACAGUCGUACUGAAGCUGGAAACUAAGAGCCUCGAGGUGCAAUACGCUUGGAACAUCAGCGUCUCGCAUCGUAAGGCCGGGGAAAUGUUUAUUGUGUGUGGUGUACUCUAUGUUGUUGAUAGCACACAGGAGAGGAACACUAAUAUAAGGUUUGCGCUUGAUUUAUUUACUAAUAAGCGAGUUGAGGUGGAUAUUCCUUUCACAAAUCCCUUCAGACGAACAACCAUGAUUGGAUACAACUACAAAAACAAGGAACUUUACACUUGGGACAAAGGUAAUCAGCUGACUUAUCCCAUCCGAUACCACGACCAAGGGCUGGAGAAUCGGACAAAAGACGAGAAAAAAGAAGAAGGAGACCUACACAACAAAACUGGUUAUUUUGUCGAACCUGCUGGUACAGACUGAUGCAGGACUAUUAAAAUAACCUCGUAUUGUACAAUUACUUUGCUGACAAACCGUAUACAUUCUUGAUUAUUUUGUAUGAAAGAAAUAAAUUUAUAUUUAUAUACCGAGA